AUGGACACUCCUGGCUACCAUGAAUUUGCGGACAACAUUAAAACCCUUCUCACUUCGCCACCGCCAUUUCUUUAUAUCAGAGAUUCGAAUACGCCACGCAUCACAUCAUACGUGCUGAAUAGCAUCCUGGCAUCUGGGGAAAACCUGCGAUACGCACACGUCGAUGCCAUAGCGUGUUUUACACCUCGCCUCAUCUUCGACGGCGUUCUCAACGCGCUUGCAAGAUGGUCCCCUCGAUGGAGUGAUGGAUGCGCGAACUGGAGCAAAGAAGACGCGUCCGAUGAAGCUUACAACACUAGCUUGGGUAGUUUCAUGAGGGGUCUGAGGGACAUUCGAAGCGACGCCACCAGCACGGGCAAGGGUAAAGCCAAAGCUAUAGAGGAUGCACAGAUGGUCAUCUUGAUUGAAAACGCUGAUCGUUUGACCGCUAUGCCCAACCUUAUGGUCCCUUUAACUCGCUUGGCGGAGUUGUCUCAAUUGGACACUAGUCUUUCUGUGAUCUUCUUAUCUCGAGUGCGGUGGGAGGAUAUACGACCCCCUCUCGGGGCAUCUCCUGAUCCGUUCGUCGUCGAUGUACAACCUCUGACGAAAGACGAUGCCACUCAGUUCCUCGAAGCAAACUAUCUCCGCAUCUGCGCAGAGAAUCCAUGCGACGCGUACGACCCCUCGUUUCUGCCUUUGUACAAACAGUUCGUCUCGGCGGUCGUCAGCAUCAACUUUCCGUUCACGCACGAUCCGAACGAGCUGGCGUACGUGAUUGCUGCUCAGUGGCCGCACUUCAUUGGUGCUGCGCUCCGAGAGGCGUCAGAUGAGGACGCCCUCCCGGACGAGCCAACUCGGAUGCGCCUCCUUCGUUCUUUCACAGCGUCAAUGACAACUGCGUUUGAGUCUCUGUACCCUCGGGAGACACAUGCUGCCGAUUGGGUCGAAGGUCUUUCCACGGAUACAAACGCGUCUUCAUCGUCGCUGCCCCGAAUGCACAAAUAUAUACUGUUAGCGUCAUACAUCGCCUCGUCUAACCCUCCGAAGACGGAUCUACGGAUGUUCGGCAGGGGUCUAGAUGAGCGGGGUAAGAAGAAGAAAAGAAAGGGCGGGGGCGGAGCUAGGCAGGGAGCAGGCAAAGUCGCGAAGGUCCCACAACGCUUGAUUGGCCCAUCGUCGUUUCCGCUGGAUCGACUUGUGGCUAUCUUAGGCGCGCUUGUGGAAGAGAACGAAGAGUACCGCGUGGAAGUGCACGAGGGGAUGAGUAUCCCUGGCGAAUGGACGGAUAUGGAGGUCAGCCGGGUUGGUGUGCUCGGGACGAUCAGCGAAUUGACGAGGAUGCGGCUGUUACAGCGGACGACUGCUGUUGAUAAACUCGAUGGGCCGCCUGUGUUGAAGUGUGCGAUCUCGUACGAAACGGCCUUGGAAUAUGCUCGCGAGUUGGGGGUCCCUUUGGUCGAUCUCCUUUGGGAGACUGCUUGA
Molecule: messenger RNA, 1464 nt
Organism: Pleurotus ostreatus (oyster mushroom)
Lineage: Eukaryota; Fungi; Basidiomycota; Agaricomycetes; Agaricales; Pleurotaceae
Exons: 4
Coding region: 1-1464 (487 amino acids)
Biological process (GO): DNA replication; DNA replication initiation
Cellular component (GO): nuclear origin of replication recognition complex; nucleus
Molecular function (GO): DNA replication origin binding
Source: RefSeq, a predicted model, not a curated record